Molecule: messenger RNA, 1262 nt
Organism: Pararge aegeria (speckled wood butterfly)
Lineage: Eukaryota; Metazoa; Arthropoda; Insecta; Lepidoptera; Nymphalidae
Product: GPN-loop GTPase 1
Exons: 9
Coding region: 138-1238 (366 amino acids)
Molecular function (GO): GTPase activity
Source: RefSeq, a predicted model, not a curated record
AUAAAACAAACAUUCAUCAGUGACUUCUUCCCAUGUUUUUGCAGGUUUCUAAUACUUUAUUUCGGUCUCUAAUUUGAAAAUAAUACUCUUCUAAAGAAGACUCUCUACAACUAAAAUAAAUUCAACCAGACUUUAAAAUGGAAGAGGAAUCGCCAAAACCUGUGUGCCUGAUAAUAUUAGGCAUGGCUGGCGCGGGAAAAACUUCGUUCACAAGGCGUUUGGCUGGUAAAAUCACAAAUGGUUCGAAACCUUACCUAAUAAACCUUGACCCAGCAUGUCGAGAAGUUCCUUACCCGGCAAACAUAGAUGUAAGAGAUACAGUAAACUAUAAAGAAGUAAUGAAACAGUAUGGCCUUGGACCAAAUGGAGGAAUAGUAACAGCAUUAAACCUUUUCUCAACAAAGUUUGGACAAGUUGUUGACCUCAUUGAGAAGGCGGGAAAGAAACAUAAAUAUUGCAUUAUUGAUACACCAGGUCAAAUAGAAGUUUUCACAUGGUCAGCAUCUGGAACAAUAGUGACAGAAACGCUGGCUGCAUCAUGUCCAACUAUAGUAGUUUAUGUCAUGGACACAGUGCGUAGCGUAUCACCAGUCACAUUCAUGUCCAAUAUGCUGUAUGCCUGCUCCAUACUCUACAAGACUCGCCUGCCCUUCAUUGUUGUUAUGAACAAGACAGACGUAGUAGAUAACAGUUAUGCUGUGGAAUGGAUGAGGGACUUUGAGGCCUUCCAAGAGGCCUUAGACGCGGAGGGGGAUGGCGAUGGGGAAGGCAGUACCUACGUCGGUAACCUGACAAGGUCGAUGGCCCUGGCACUCGAUACAUUCUACGCGGAUUUAAGAAGCUGUGGAGUUAGUGCACACACUGGGGAGGGUAUUGAUGAAUUUUUCAAACUAGUAGAUGAUGCAGCUGAAGAAUAUGAAAAAGACUACAAAGCUGAUUGGUUAAGGAUGCGCGCAGAAAAGUUAGAAGAACAGAAAAGGAAAGAGGAAGAGUUAAAAAAAGGAGACAAAAGCGAUCCCGACACGGUGAUAGACAAAAAAAAGCUGAUAGAUGAAGUGGCGGGCGGUCGGGAGCUGAGCGACAUGUACCUAAAGCAUCCCGCCAACGAAAGCUCUAGUGACGACGAGGGCACCGAGGCAGAGCCGCAGGAUAUAGAUGAUAAGCCAGAAGAUGUCGCCGCAUUCCAAGAGUUCAUAAGAAAACAUGUGAAACCCAAUAGCGCUGAACCAAAAACUUGAGUAAAUAAAUGGUUAUUUUUUUAA